UCGGUUUCGGCAUCCCCCGAGAAAAUCAUCCUUUCGGCCGACUGUUCAGGAAUUAAAUUCACCGGGUGUCGGCGCGAGGAUGCGGCUCUUCAGGGUCCUCUUCAAGGCGUGAGCGUCCCUCGCGGCACUGUCGCAGCGCCCCCAGGACUCCUGUGGCACUUCCAAGACAUGCCAAGGAUCGUCCUGCGAAGUUCCUUCUGACUUUCCAGUCCCCCUAAAUUCAAAGGUCUUUGGGAUGAACGAGAAAUUUAAUCGCGGACCUGUGGACUCUUAAAUUGGGACGUCAUGUCUGCUGUCAUAGGUCAGGAAGCUGAGGAAGGAUAUACGGCUCCUUGGCGAGCGAGGUGUAGGUUUUGCCGAUGAUCCAGGAACUGGUGAGGGGGUAACGAGGGGGAGUUUGCCAGGAUGGUGGGAACGGCGCCCAAGAUGUCGGCCGUGGUGGUCUCCGCCAUCAGGGACCUCAGGGAGGUGCGGGGCUCGACCUCGAAGGAGAUCAUGAACUACAUUUCCUCUGAAUAUGGCGGGACCAGUCCAGCGAUCCAGCGCCAGGUGUUAACCGCGCUGAACCGUGGUCUGGCCUACGGGAUCCUGAAGAAGGUCCACGGGCACUACACCCUCAACUCGGACCUGGCGGACUUCAACCCGAGCAGCAUGGUGCCCGAGGAUUCUUGUAAAAAGAAAAUGAAGAGGAAGAAGAAAAAGAAGAAGAAGCGCGCCGGAAAAUGCGGCAUGAAGCGAAAGGUGAAGAGGAAGAAAAAGAAGAAGAAGAUGAAGAAGAUGAGUGGCUGCGGGAAGCGGAAGAGUGCGAAGAAGCGCAAGAAGAAGAUCAAGGCUAAGAAGUGCAUGUGCGGGGGCAGAGGUCGCGCCCAGGGUGACGGGGUGGAGGCCCUUCCCUUGGAGAUACCCCCGAAGAUCAUCAGCGAGUUCGAGACGGAGUCCCCGAGGUUCGAGGAUGACGAUCCUGACUUGGAGAGUGGGGCCGGAAACGAGCUCAAUGGCGACGACUACGCGAACCCUGACUGCGAUAAUCCUGACUACGACAACCCUGACUACAAUGACAGAGAAGAAGCUGGUGGCAGAAGUCGCAGCGGCAGCAGGAGCAGCAGGAGCAGCGACAGCAAUGAGCAACCUCCCAGCACGGAUGGCCUCCUCAUCUAGAAGAUGGUACCUCGAAGAAGGGUUCCCACCGCGUGGCGUCUGUUACGUUCUUCCUGGACCUGAAGGGUUCGUCCCUCGAGCCCUUCAGGCUCGUCCUUUAGCCCUGAUCCUGCAGUCCCCCUGGAACCCUGCUCAUUGCAAGUUCACAUCCAUGACAUCGCUGAACAGGUGCGGAUGUCAUCCAGAACUAUCGCUAGCUUCAAUGACAACCCCUCCACCGACGCUGAUCCUCUGGUCCUUCCUCUCCCAGGAAAGCGUCCAUGAUGUAGUCCCUGCAGUUCCUGAAGAGGCACAGGGUUCCUGCAAGACGAAUGCCCGCGUUAUCAGAGCGCAUCGUAGGUGCAGGACGGUGUCCUCCCCUAAUGUCCCCUCGUCCUGUCCGU
Orussus abietinus is the source of this 1541-nucleotide messenger RNA. RefSeq lists its product as uncharacterized. The coding region runs from base 406 to 1158 and encodes 250 amino acids. The record is from RefSeq and is a predicted model, not a curated record. Gene Ontology annotation, biological process: nucleosome assembly. Gene Ontology annotation, cellular component: nucleosome. The transcript is spliced from 3 exons. Gene Ontology annotation, molecular function: DNA binding. NCBI's taxonomy places the organism in Eukaryota, Metazoa, Arthropoda, Insecta, Hymenoptera, Orussidae.